CCAUUCUACUUUCAUGCAAAGUCUCCAUCCAACACCAUGAUGAAAGGAGACUUUGAGGUAGUGCACGGUGCCAUUAACUUGGUCCAACCCAGCGAGACCUGGGACUACACCCCAGCCGGGUUCCCGGUCCCCCAUCACAUCUCCAAUCCCCCGACGUCCCCGACGGCCAGGCCGGUGCUCGAUGGCCACUGCACCAACACCGACCUCUCAGACUUGAUCAUGGAGCAAGUUGCAAGUCCCUUCUCCGAAGCCUCCCCUAGCACCACUAAUGGCUUCCCGAUGGACACUAGUGCUUUACCCACAGACAAUAUCACCACGUCACCAGAUGAGUAUCGGUCCCGAAAGGCUCCAAGACGAGUCUACGAGAGAACCGUGUGCGGCAGUGGCGAGAGUCGAAGCAGCAGCAAAAGCUUGGCCGAAAGAGAUCAUGAGCACGGGUUGAACAUGAUAACACUUUUGUUGGAGUGUGCGGUGGCCAUAUCUACGGAGAACCUGCCCCAGGCCAACAGGAUGCUGCUUGAGUUGACGCAAAUGGCUUCCCCUUACUCGGCUUCCUGUGCUGAGAGAGUCGUGGCCUACUUCACCAAGGCCAUGGCCUCUAGGGUCAUGAACUCAUGGCUCGGGUUCUGCUCCCCUUUAGUGCCCCACAAGAGCAUCCUUUCGGCCUUCCAGGCCUUCAACAACAUCUCCCCUUUCAUUAAAUUCGCACACUUCACAGCCAACCAAGCAAUUCUCGAGGCCUUACACCAGAAAGAGAGGGUCCACAUCAUCGAUCUCGACAUCAUGCAAGGCCUCCAAUGGCCCGCCCUCUUCCACAUCCUCGCAACGAGGGCCGACGGCCCUCCCCAUGUGAGGAUGACCGGUCUCGGCACAUCCAUGGCCAUGCUCGAGGAGACCGGCAGGCAGCUCUCCAACUUUGCGAGGAGGCUCGGGAUGUCAUUUGAAUUCCACCCCAUCGCGAAGCGGGCUGGAGAUGUGGACCCAUCCAUGGUCCCGAGCCAGAGGGGGGAGGCCGUGGCCGUCCAUUGGCUGCAACAUGCAUUGUACGACGCCACCGGGCCGGAUCGCAACACCAUGAGGCUGCUGGAGCUGUUGGCCCCCAGGGUGAUCACCUUGGUGGAGCAAGAGAUGGCACACACCGGCUCGUUUCUGGAUCGGUUUGUGGAGUCGCUCCACUACUACUCCGCGGUCUUUGAUUCGUUGGGCAUGUCGUUGCCAUUCGAUAACCCGGGCCGGCACCGGGUGGAGCAUGGGCUCCUGUCGAGGGAGAUCAACAAUAUACUGGCGAUCGGAGGCCCGGCUCGAAGUGGGGAGGAGAAGUUUGUGAGUUGGCGAAUGGAGCUAGCUUGCCGAGGGUUCGUGCAGAUGCCCAUGAGCGGCAACUCCAUGGCACAGGCUCAGCUCAUCCUUAACAUGUUUCCACCUUCCUUAGGGUACACCAUCUUUCAAGGAGAUGGCACCCUCAGGCUUGGAUGGAAGGAAACCAGAUUGUACACCGCGUCGGCUUGGACAACUCGUCCGACCCGAUAAUAGUAGCCUGUGCUAGUUAGUUUCUGAUAAUGGGCCUCCUCUUCAUAUGGAAUCCCAAUCCUUU
Molecule: messenger RNA, 1594 nt
Organism: Elaeis guineensis (African oil palm)
Lineage: Eukaryota; Viridiplantae; Streptophyta; Magnoliopsida; Arecales; Arecaceae
Product: scarecrow-like protein 23
Source: RefSeq, a predicted model, not a curated record